This is a messenger RNA of Cyclopterus lumpus (lumpfish), 1291 nucleotides long. RefSeq names its product ornithine decarboxylase antizyme 1a (gene oaz1a). Gene Ontology annotation, biological process: positive regulation of protein catabolic process. Gene Ontology annotation, cellular component: nucleus; cytoplasm. NCBI's taxonomy places the organism in Eukaryota, Metazoa, Chordata, Actinopteri, Perciformes, Cyclopteridae. The record is from RefSeq and is a predicted model, not a curated record. Gene Ontology annotation, molecular function: ornithine decarboxylase inhibitor activity.
GCCAGCUCUCAACCCCAGCAUAAGACGAGGGGGAGAGACAGAGCGAGCCGCUGGUGUUGACGCUGGCCGGAUGGUUAAAUCUAACCUACAGACGAUUUUGAAUAGUCAUUGUUUUGUUAGAGAAAAGGAGAGAAACUUAUCCGAGAUGCCUGUUAUUGAGCAAUCCAGUAAUAUACCCGAACGUGAAAGAGAUGAGUCACUCAACAGUGUAGCGUGUGCCGAGCUCUACGUUUAUAUCAGUCCCAGGAGGUGCUCCCGCUGUUGCAGUAACUCGUGUCCGGGGCCUCUGUGGUGCUCCGAUGCCCCUCACCCACCUCUGAAGAUCCCAGGUGGGCGAGGGAAUGACCAGCGGGAUCGCAAUCUUUCAGCUAAGCUAUUCUAUUCUGAUACUCAGUUGCUGGUUCUUGAGGAGCCGCCGCCUGCCAACGGCAGAGUGCGCUUCUUGCUCUUUGAGCCCCGGCGCUCUGAGGGCAAGCACUGCGUCUGGCGGGCGGCGCUGAAAGGAGGGAACCUUUACGUCGAAAUCCCUCCUGGAGCUUUGCCCGAGGGCAGCAAAGACAGUUUUGCCCUUCUGCUGGAGUUUGCAGAAGAGCAGCUGCAGGCCGGUCACGUGUUCAUCUGUUUCCACAAAAAACGUGACGAUAGAGCAUCCCUGCUGCGUACGUUCAGUUUCCUGGGCUUUGAGAUUGUGAGACCGGGUCAUCCCCUCGUCCCCUCCCGCCCCGACGCUUUCUUCAUGGCUUACAGCAUCGAGCGAGACUCCUCCGAUGACGAGUAAAAUGGCGCUGAGCAGUUGCAAAAGUUGCUCUCCUUUUCAAUCCACAUCCACGCAAGAUUCAUGAUCUUUGAGAAAUGAAUAUACUAUCCAAGUUCAGUAUGGUUGUGGUCUUCCUUUUUGUUGAUUCUACCUUUUUAGCUCCCACGUGCUGUGUUUUAAUGAUAUUUGCACUAGGGUAAGAUGUUAAUUACCAGGAAUAUUAUAGAGCAAGCGCCCGCUUAAUAUCCGGGCAUUAUGUCCUCGCCACUGUAUUACUCUUCAUGAUGUGUCGUGCUGACCUAUUCUCCAGCCCAUGAAUCAACCACCCCCCCCCCUCACGAUCAUCUCCACACUGUACUAUUUAUGAUACAUUUUAAUUCAUCUUACUCGUGUAAGUCGAUAUGUUUUCAUAGUAUCAGUUGAUCCACCUUUCUUUCUUUUUUGUAUGUGUGCAUGAUUUUUAUUUGUUGCUAUGAUUCACUCGAUAGAAAUCUGCAUGUAGUAACUACUAAAUAAAAGUGCACCUAAAGUGAA